Molecule: messenger RNA, 438 nt
Organism: Echinostoma caproni
Lineage: Eukaryota; Metazoa; Platyhelminthes; Trematoda; Plagiorchiida; Echinostomatidae
Source: the annotation of a GenBank genome assembly
AUGUCCGGGACUCCGAAAUAUCACUCCACGGAUACAAAGUGUUUCCAACGGAUCGAUCAUCGUGACGUCGCGGUGGUGGAAUUGUUCUUUUUGUCCACUCGGGUCUCUCGAGUGCUAGAGAAUUACGCCCAUCCGGAAGGAUUUGGGAAAGCCCUGUGUGAUAACUCCGUUCUGCGUAUACACUGGAGGCGUGGCGUACUCGAAACAGACAGAAAACAGGACGGACGGAAUGUGUGGCGUUCAUCCUUUCCGGAUAUGCGUCAGACUGCAUCGCCCAGAAAUUGGGAUUCCCGGAACGCUGAGGAUGUGGAUAUAUCCUGGGAGUUGGUUCGUCAUAGCAUCCAGCAACUCGUACUGGAAUUCUCUCCACUUCACCGCCACCAAACACAAGCUAUGGGUCCGCCGAGAACUGCGGGUGUGCCUCCGGCAGCGGAAUAG